Strongylus vulgaris is the source of this 225-nucleotide messenger RNA. NCBI's taxonomy places the organism in Eukaryota, Metazoa, Nematoda, Chromadorea, Rhabditida, Strongylidae. The record is from the annotation of a GenBank genome assembly.
AUGACGACGCUAAAGUUUCUUUUAACUGCCCUUCUUGUUUUCACCCUUACUUACACCACAUCUGCCCAAUGGGGGAUGAUGCCCGGCAUGUAUGGAGGAUACGGUAUGGGUUACGGUGGCAUGGGUUAUGGCAUGGGUUACGGCAUGGGCAUGGGCUUCCGCAGGCGACGUCAUCACAGGCGCAGAUGGGGUGGAGGAAUGAUGCCUUAUAUGAUGGGUUAUUGA